This is a messenger RNA of Verticillium alfalfae VaMs.102, 582 nucleotides long. RefSeq lists its product as hypothetical. The record is from RefSeq and is a predicted model, not a curated record. Lineage: Eukaryota; Fungi; Ascomycota; Sordariomycetes; Glomerellales; Plectosphaerellaceae. Bases 1 to 582 code for a protein of 193 amino acids. The transcript has 3 exons.
AUGGCUGCUGUGGCUGGCGCCAUCAUUGCGCAGGUAGCCAUCACGGGGUUGUCCUUGGAGGCCAGAAGCCAAGCGCACUGGACUGCCUCAGCCUUCCUUACUGCAAGCAUCGCUUUCGGCGUCAUAUCUGUCUACGUCAGUUUCAUAGUCCAGCAGGAGCUCAACGGGCCUCCUGGGACCGACCGGCCGCUUGAGCGAGAGGUCCAACCCGAGAACGGCGCAGCCAGGCCGGGUCUGACCCGGGAGGCCUCAGCACUGGCUGCCAUCUUACUCUCGGCUCCAUCGGGCCUCCUCGUACUAUCCUUGAACGCGUUUGUCAUUGGCUUGGGUAUCUAUCUGGGCUGCACAUAUACCGACAACCUGAUAUCCGACCUUGGAAGAGGCGGUUCGCUGGGAGUACUUGUGUUUUACAUUGUUGCGUCCGCGACGGCCACCUUUCUUUACACGUUUCCUCAGAUUGUAAAGUCGUCCGAAAAGUACGACGAUCAAAUGGUCACAAGCUUGAGGAGGCAGAUUGAGCUUUUGGACAGCAUCUUGAGAGAUCGGCAAUCGAGCGACCAUCAACGUAGGCAGGGCGUUUAG